AUGAAUAUAGCUCUCAAGGUCAACAAAGUGUGGGAUGAUGUAGACCCCGGAAGCAAAGCUGAAGAAAAGAAUGACCUAGCCAUCGCCUUGAUAUUUCAGUAUGUGCCCGAGGCCUUGAUACUGCAAGUUGGUGACCUAGAUACAACUAAAGCAAUUUGGGAAGCAAUUAAAGCCCGACAUGUUGGAGCUGAAAGAGUUCGAGAAGCAAGACUAAAAAUUCUAAUGGCGGAGUUUGAUAGACUUAAGAUGAAAGAUGAAGAUACAAUUGAUGUAUUUGUCGGCAAACUAUCAGAGAUCUCAUCAAAAUCGGCAUCGCUAGGGGAGAUCAUUGAAGAGUCGAAGAUUGUGAAGAAGUUUCUUAAGAGCUUGCCGAGAAGAAAAUAUAUUCAUAUUGUUGCAUCUCUGGAACAAGUCCUUGACCUAAAUACGACAAGCUUUGAAGAAAUCGUUGGGAGACUAAAAUCUUACGAAGAAAGAAUAGGAGAAGAUGAGGAGGAACUCCAAGACGAUAAAAGUAAACUGUUGUUCUCCAAUACAGAGUCACAACAGGAUCAUUAUGGUGGCAAUAGAGGUCGAGGGCGCGGAGGAAGAAACAAUUCAUGGAGGGACGUUGCCGUGGCAGAGUUACUUAAACUUCAAGAAACUACCGAGAAGAAAGAUGAAGAUACUCAAGAAGCCGAUGAGUUAAUGAUGCACGAAGUAUUCUAUCUCAAUGAGAAGAAGGUAAAUCCAACUAUGUUUGACUCAGAUCACGACACACAAAACUUGUGGUACCUUGAUAAUGGGGCAAGCAAUCACAUGAGUGGCAACCGCACAUUCUUCUAUGAGCUCGAUGAAAACAUCACGUGUAAAGUGCGCUUUGGAGAUGACUCGCACAUCGAUAUAAAAGGAAAGAGAUCAAUACGUUUUCUCUUCCCUGGAGGAUCGAAGAAAGUAUUAAGGGAUGUGUACUAUAUACCGGCGUUAAGAAGCAAUAUCGUGAGCUUAGGUCAAGCGACGGAAGCAGGCUGCGAAGUACGUAUGAAAGACGAUGCGUUGAUGCCGUUCGAUCGAGAAGGUCGACUGAUGGUGGAGAGCACAAGAUCAAGAAACAGAUUAUACAAAGUCAUGCUAGAAGCCGAUAGAAGGAAGAAACUCGACGAUCGAUCGAGAACCUUGGUACAUCUUGGGACAGAACCCGGUUCAAAGGCGUACCGUCUUGUAGACUCAAUAAGCAAGAAGAUCAUAGUGAACCGUGAUGUUGUGUUCGACAAAACAAAGAGCUGGAAUUGGGACAAGGAGAUACCGCGACAGAAGAUGAACUCGGACACUUUUACUAUAAGAGUGAAAGGACUCGAUGAUAAUGAAGCGAUAGAAACUCAAGUAGCUAAUGAGAAUGAAGGUACUGUCCAAACUGAUGAAGUAGAAGAAGAGAGCGAUAGUGAGACAGAAGAGAACCUAAUUCUGAUACCAGAUAUAGAAUCACACAAUCAAAGUUUAAAUAAGAAGUCCUUCUCUUAUUCAAUCACUCAAACUCAUAAGUCACAAAUAUCAAAUCACAAAUCAUAA
Molecule: messenger RNA, 1548 nt
Organism: Brassica napus (rape)
Lineage: Eukaryota; Viridiplantae; Streptophyta; Magnoliopsida; Brassicales; Brassicaceae
Exons: 3
Coding region: 1-1548 (515 amino acids)
Source: RefSeq, a predicted model, not a curated record